This is a messenger RNA of Chrysoperla carnea, 747 nucleotides long. It is a transcript of the gene Fkbp14, whose product is annotated as FK506-binding protein 2. Lineage: Eukaryota; Metazoa; Arthropoda; Insecta; Neuroptera; Chrysopidae. Bases 16 to 687 code for a protein of 223 amino acids. Gene Ontology annotation, molecular function: calcium ion binding; peptidyl-prolyl cis-trans isomerase activity. The record is from RefSeq and is a predicted model, not a curated record. The transcript is spliced from 3 exons.
UAAAAUUAAUAAAAAAUGUUGCCUAAAACGCGAUUAUUAAAUAGUUUAAUUGUUUUAACAUUAUUAAACUUUGUAAAUAACGUUGUUGCCGAUAAUAAUAAAGUUGAAGACCUUAAAGUUGAAAAACUAAGUGUACCAGAAGUUUGCGAAGUUAAAUCAAAGAAUGGUGAUAUGCUUACAAUGCAUUAUACCGGAACUUUAACCGAUGGUACUAAAUUUGACUCAAGUUUUGAUCGAGAACAACCAUUCACAUUCCAAUUGGGUGUAGGUCAAGUAAUCAAAGGUUGGGAUCAAGGUCUUCUUGAUAUGUGUGUUGGUGAGAAAAGAAAGUUAACAAUUCCAGCAUCUCUUGGUUAUGGUGAUCGUGGAGCAGGAAAUGUUAUUCCAGGUGGUGCUACACUCGUCUUUGAAGUUGAAUUAUUAAAUAUUGGUGAUACCCCACCAACAACAAAUGUGUUCAAAGAAAUCGAUGCUGAUGCUGAUAAUAUGUUAUCACGUGAUGAGAUAAGUGAAUACUUGAAAAAACAAAUGGUAAAUGCAGAAGGUGUAAACGGCGCCGAUGAACUUAAAGAUAUGUUAGCAGAUCACGAUAAAUUAGUUGAAGAAAUCUUCCAACAUGAAGACAAAGAUAAAAAUGGUUUUAUUUCUCAUGAAGAGUUCUCUGGACCAAAACACGACGAAUUGUAGUGUAGCCUAAUUAAUUUUUGAAAAUAAAUAAAAUUUAUAAAUAAAAUACAAAAUAAAACA